AUGUAUUGGAAACGCACAGGCUUUGUUCUUGCCCACCUCACAGCUUUGGUAUCGGGCUGGCCGUAUGAUGACGCACUCACUGAAUAUAACCUCAAUGAAAACCAGACGGCUACCAACCCAGCAGAGUACUGGGGAGAAUGGCCCAACCAUACAUACCACCCAUCGCCAGAAAACUGGCGCUUCCCUAUAUAUACCCUUUUUCUCGAUCGAUUCGUGAAUGGUGAUCCAACAAACGACAAUAUUAAUGGCACACUUUUUGAGCAUGAUUUGGACUCUAACCAGAUGCGUCAUGGCGGUGACGUUGCUGGAUUGGUUGACACGCUUGACUAUUUACAAGGAAUGGGUAUCAAGGGGAUAUAUCUUGCCGGCCUUGUUCUGAUGAACCAGCCUUGGGGAGCAGAUGGUUAUUCUGCAAUGGACACCACCUUGUUAGAUCAACAUUUUGGUACAAUUGAUGCUUGGCGAGCUGCAAUCACAGAGAUCCACAACCGUGGCAUGUAUGUGAUUUUCGAUAACACGGUGGCAACCAUGGGCGAUCUGAUUGGAUUUGCCGGAUACCUCAACACAACAACACCAUUUUCAGUCAAAGAACACAAAGCGCAAUGGAAAUCGGACCGCCACUACGUCGACUAUAACUUCGGUAAUGCAUACAACCAGACCUGUGAAUACCCUCGUUUCUGGAAUGAGACUGGUUACCUAGUGGACCAGUAUGUUCGCGACGAACUGAAAGGCUGCUACAACAGUGAUUUCGAUCAAUACGGUGAUAUCGAAGCUUUUGGUGUUUAUCCAGACUGGCAACGUGAACUUGCCAAAUUCGCAUCUGUACAGGACAGAUUACGUGAGUGGGUACCUACAGUCAGAGAGCGAAUUAUUAGACAUUCGUGUAUGAUCAUCUCUUCGCUCGACAUCGAUGGCUUCCGGUAUGACAAGGCUACACAGGCCACGGUUGAUGCUUUGGGCGACAUCUCUGGUGCUUAUCGUGACUGUGCUCGACGAGUUGGCAAGAAGAAUUUCUUUCUACCGGGAGAAAUAACAAGCGGAAAUACUCUGGGCUCUGUUUUUCUUGGUCGUGGUAGGCAGCCAGACAUGGUUCCUAAGACGCUUGAUCAGGCUUUUCAUCUCACGAACUCUUCUGAUACGCUAUACUUCCUGCGGGACGAAAAUCAGCAGGCCAUUGAUGGAGCCGCUUUUCAUUACUCUGUUUACCGCUCCCUCACUCGCUUUCUUGGCAUGGAUGGCAACCUGGCCGCUGGCUACGAUGUCCCAGUCAAUUGGACGGAAGCUUGGUACGAUAUGGUGCUGACCAAUGACCUUAUCAACGCGAAUACCGGCAAUUUUGACCCGCGUCACAUGUACGGGGCCACAAAUCAAGAUGUGUUCCGGUGGCCAGCUGUAGAAUAUGGGCUCGAGAGACAGCUACUUGCUCUAUUCAUUACAACGCUGCACAUGCCGGGCAUUCCACUACUACUCUGGGGUGAAGAGCAAGCGUUUCACACUCUGGAUGCAUUGGCUUCCAACUAUAUCUAUGGUCGGCAAGCCAUGUCUCCCGCGACUGCUUGGAAAACUCAUGGCUGCUUCCAUCUGAACUCGACCCAGUACUUCGACUGGCCGAUCAAGUCUGGCCGAGAUGCCUGCCACGAUGAGAGUGUCACAUACGACCAUCGAGAUCCGUCGCACCCCAUCAGGAACACAAUCAAGCAUAUGUAUCAGAUGCGAGAGGACUAUCCCGCCAUGAACGAUGGGUGGUGGAUUCAGUUGCUGUCCAAUCAAACCCACAAUGUCUACUAUCCUGGUUCGAAUGGAAUCGCCACUGAAACAGGCAUGUGGUCUGUUCUACGAAGCCCUUACUUUCAAAAACAAAAUCUUGGAAAAGCGGGGAACCAAACGGUGUGGUUUGUGUACCAAAAUGACAACAUCACGGUCACAUACGACUUCAAUUGUUCCGAUCCCGAUCAGGCGCUUGUAGCUCCUUUCAAGACUAAUACCACCGUUAAAAACUUGUUCUAUCCACAUGAUGAACUGACCUUGAAGAAAAGUCCGACCAAGCUGCAUCUCAAUGGUUCUUCGGAAUGGAAUGGCUGUCUGGACAGUUUAACCCUUCAUCCGUACGAAUUCAGGGCUUAUGUCCCCAAAAGCAAGUUCCAUCCUCCACGGCCUAUGAUCACCAGAUUCAUCCCGGGGCAUGAUGUUCCAGUGCUUUCCAAAGCCCAGCCUGGAGAAAGUGAAGAUCUCCAAAUCGGUCUAUACUUCUCUACGGAAAUGAAUUGCAGCAUGGUCACUCACGCCAUCACCCUUGAUUCAACAACAGAAAAUGGGAAGACACCUUCAAUUGAUCAGAAUACCAUCGGUUGCCACUCGGUGGUUCCGGAGGAAUCGAAUCUCACUGGCCAUAUACCCAGCACCUGGGCAUGGACAGCGACUCUUGUUGGAGUGUAUAAUGGAGUGCACCGGCUGACUGUCAGCAAUGUGACUAGUAGCGACGGAAGUAAAACGAACGCAAUUGAUCACUUCUUGAUUCGUAUCGGACAACAUGACAACCCUAUGACCUUCACCUCUGCCAACUACUCCAGCAGCUUGCUUCAAAGAAACGAAAACGGCUCACUGUUUAUUCAACAGCAUGCGGCAGGAGCCGAUAAGUACCGGUACUCAACCAACUGGGGCAGCACAUUUUCAGAAUGGCUCCCAUACCAAGGUGGCAAUCACACAAUUGAGAAACAGCAUUGGUCAGGAACAAAGGCCCAAGAGUGGAAGGCGGAGCACGUUCGUGUUGAAUACUGGAAUCGUUUCACGGGAAGCAGCGACUACGUCCAACAAGGCGAUACUCCCGACUGGGAGACUGGAAUGCCCCGACGUUUCCCUCAUCUUUUUUUCAACGGCCCUUUCAAUGAAUACGGAUAUGACGCUGGACUGCCAAAUGCUGUGAAACAAGCUGCGGAUCGUCUAUGGAAGUUCCGCUUUAUGGCUGAGUGGCCUGCACAGGGCCAGCUGAACGUCUGGGGAGUCAAUCCAAAUGGACAGCCUGAUCAAAGCUAUAUUUUUGGGGAUUCAGAUGGAGAUUCUGUUUUGGAUCGUCUUCCACCUUCUUCGCUCAAGACAACAGCGAUAAACAUCACACGGCCUCCACCUCGUCCACAUCUAGCGUGGAGGAUCGAGCUUGAUGAUGCGACGUUGAAGUUCAAGCUUGUACCUGCGGGAUCAGAAUAUGCACAAAUGGUGCUCUUCUUCAUGCUUUGGAUUAUCCCUGUUCUAAGUGCCGUGGCAUGUGCGACCGUUUUCAUGAAGACAUUCUACCGUAUUAAAUUCAACCAAGUCGGCGUGAGUGAGAAGAAGACUUUGAUCUCACUGGAUGUCUUCAACAAAUUCAAGCCUGAUGAGGCCGGAGGAUCCAGAAACUUCCUCAUGCGUCUGGCGAACAAAUCCAGGUUCCUGCAAAGCAACUCCGCGUUUGGUAACCGAACAUCCCAACGACGCAAGGUCCUAGUUGCGACAAUGGAAUACGACAUCGACGACUGGGGAAUCAAAAUCAAGAUUGGUGGACUGGGUGUGAUGGCACAAUUGAUGGGAAAGCAACUAGGACACGAAGAUCUCAUUUGGGUCAUUCCUUGUGUUGGGGGUGUGGAAUAUCCCAUGGAUAAACCCGCUGAAUCUAUGUUCGUCAUGAUCCUUGGGAACUCAUACGAGGUCAAGAUCCAGUAUCAUCAUUUGAGGAACAUCACCUAUGUCCUCUUGGAUGCUCCAGUCUUUCGUCAACAAACCGUUGGAGAACCUUACCCGGCCCGCAUGGACGACAUGGACAGCGCGAUAUACUACUCUGCGUGGAACCAAUGCAUUGCUCACACUAUGAAGCGGUUCCCAAUUGAUUUGUAUCAUAUCAAUGAUUACCAUGGUGCGAUCGCUCCGCUCUACCAGCUUCCAGAGACGAUCCCAAUCUGUCUUUCACUACACAACGCUGAAUUUCAGGGAUUGUGGCCAAUGCGAACACAGAAGGAGAAGACUGAGGUGUGCUCUGUAUUCAACCUGGACAUAGAUAUCGUUGCUCGCUAUGUUCAAUUCGGAGAGAUUUUCAAUCUAUUGCAUGCCGGUGCGAGCUAUCUUCGUCUCCACCAGCAAGGCUUUGGAGCAGUUGGAGUCUCGAAGAAGUACGGGAAGCGCUCAUAUGCGAGAUACCCAAUCUUCUGGGGUUUGCGAAAAGUAGGGAACCUGCCUAACCCUGAUCCCUCUGAUACUGGCGAAUGGAAGAAGGAAUUGCCUAAAGAAAGCGAGAUCAGUGUGAACAGUGAAUUUGAAUUCGGCAGAGCUGAGACCAAGCGCCAAGCACAAGAAUGGGCUGGUCUUCACCAAACACCUAAUGCUGAUCUUCUUGUCUUUGUGGGAAGAUGGUCUAUGCAAAAAGGAAUCGACCUCAUUGCCGAUGUUAUGCCGGGUGUUCUUGAUGCGCGACCAAAUGUCCAAUUGAUCUGUGUGGGCCCAGUCAUCGAUCUUUAUGGUAAAUUUGCAGCGCUCAAACUGGACAGGAUGAUGAAACUAUAUCCCGGACGUGUUUUCUCAAAACCCCAGUUCACAGUGCUACCUCCGUUCGUUUUCUCGGGAGCAGAGUUCGCUUUAAUUCCAUCAAGAGACGAACCAUUCGGUCUGGUAGCCGUCGAGUUCGGCCGUAAAGGUGCUCUUGGUAUCGGUGCUCGAGUUGGAGGACUUGGACAGAUGCCUGGUUGGUGGUAUACUGUUGAGUCCACCACAACAUCCCACCUCAUCAAACAAUUCAAGCUUGCAAUUGACAGCGCUUUGAAUUCAAAGCUCGAGACGAGAGCCAUGAUGCGCGCAAGGUCGGCGAAACAACGUUUCCCAGUCGCGCAGUGGAUUGAAGAUUUGGAAAUUCUCCAGUCAACGGCUAUGCGUGUCCAUGAUAAGGAACGUGCUAAGUCCCAGUCUCAAUCAACUGCUGCUGCGUCGGCAUAUAAUGCUAUCUACGGAAUGAUGACACCACAGGUUGCAGUUUCAAUGAGAUCGAAUGCGUCUAGCGGUACACUUACUCCACCUUUGCAGGCUAGUCGUCCUGGAACCAUGGGAUCAAUGCAAAGGAAUUCCGUUGUCUACAGCCGCGAUCCCAGUCCUGGUGUUGAAAGUAAACCAAGAUCAGGUCUCAGUCGCCAGAUGCCCUUCGGGAUCCGACCAGUAUCUAGUACACAAGAAAGUCGUGGGCGACUGGAUUCUACCAAGGGCGGCAUUGAAGAUGUGGAUGAGAACGGCGAGGGAUCUUCUAGUACUCCAUCUCCAGGUGCCGACGAUGACAGUGAUGAUGAGAUUAUGUCCACCUGCUAUGGCGAGGAUGACUAUACCAUGGGAUCUGAAGCGGCUGAGACUGGACAUCGAAUGGAUACACCACCCCCAGGUGCACAGCCUGCUGGUAUUCCUCUGACUCGUGAAGUCCUCUCAGCUCGACAUGCAAGUCAACCCUAUGCCCGUUUCAGUGGCACACCCUCCAGCUCCAAUGCUCCGAGCACGACAGGAACAGAUGAUACUCUUCUUCCACCAGCACGACCCUGGGCGGAUGCAGGGAACCGGCUAAGCAAUGCAUCACAGUUAUCAUUUGACUCCGUUGUCGGCGACAAAAAGGACUACAAGCUUCAAAAGGUGGAUCCAACCUUCACAGAUAGCAGUGGUGAGUUCUACCGAGUGUUCGAAAAGAAACUCGAGGAUCUCAAUGGUACGAACUCGGAUUCUCAGCUGUGCAUUGAGCAAUAUCUCGAAAAGAGCGAAAAGAAAUGGUUCGAUCGAUUCAGAGAUGCUCGUCUUGGAAGAAAUCAAUCCCCAGCUGCAUCUGUGCAAUUUGGCAAGAAUUGCAGUGGCUCUCCGUCAGAAUCAAUCAACAACGACGACACCACAUCCCACGAAAGCGGAGUUCCAGAAAGAAAAGAAGCUACAGGUGACGAAUUCUUCCUGGGAGAAGACUACGUCCCACCAACCGGGCUCAAAAAAUGGAUGCAAAUGCGUAUUGGAGACUGGCCUGUUUAUUCACUAUUCCUAGGUCUUGGUCAGAUCAUUGCUGCCAAUUCUUACCAGGUAACCCUACUCACGGGUGAAGUUGGGCAGACGGCAGAGAAACUCUACGGAAUCGCAACAGUCUACCUUGUCACAUCUAUCCUGUGGUGGCUUUUUUUCCGGUUCUACAAGUCUGUUCUUGUUCUCACUGUACCAUGGUUCUUGUACGGCCUUGCAUUCCUCAUUAUCGGUGUUGCCCAUUUCGAGCCUAAUUCCUAUGCCCGGGGCUGGCUUCAGAAUGUGGGGAGUGGGAUCUAUGCUGCUGCCUCGUCCAGUGGAUCUAUCUUUUUUGCGCUGAAUUUUGGUGAUGAGAGUGGUGCUCCAGUGAAGAAAUGGGUUUUUCGUGCUUGUCUUAUCCAAGGCACACAGCAAGCCUAUGUCAUCGCGCUUUGGUAUUGGGGUUCGACACUAACGAAAGCAUCUAACGCUGGUGUUUCUAAUAUCCAAGGCAAUAUCACGAACACUUGGAGAAUGACGGCCGUCUGUACGCCAAUUACAGUCUUCUUGUGGGGCAUCGGACUGAUCGUAUACUUCGGCUUGCCAAACUACUACCGCCAAACACCGGGUAAAGUCCCAUCAUUCUACAAAUCCGUUUUUAGACGAAAAAUCGUGCUCUGGAACUGGGUUGUCAUCAUUCUUCAAAACUUCUUUUUGAGUGCUCCCUACGGUCGAAACUGGAACUUCCUUUGGAUAUCCAACCACGCAAAACCAUGGCAAAUCCUCCUCCUUUGCGUGGCAUUCUUCGGUUUCGCCUGGAUAGCAAUCCUAUUCGGCCUGGCCUGGAUCUCCCGAUCCCACAGCUGGAUCCUACCCAUAGUAGCAUGUGGUCUCGGUGCACCACGUUGGGCCCAGAUAUGGUGGGGAACGUCAGGUUCCGGUCUAUAUCUCCCCUGGGCAGGUAGUUACACAUCCGGUGCACUUGUAUCCCGGAGUCUGUGGUUGUGGCUUGGUGUCCUCGACGCACUGCAGGGAUUGGGAUUUGGCAUGAUUCUUCUGCAGACUUUGACGCGGAUGCAUAUUUGUUUUACGUUGCUUGUUUCGCAGGUUUUGGGUUCUAUUGCGACUAUUUGCGCAAGGUCUUUUGCGCCUAAUAGGAUAGGUCCUGGGCCUAUAUCGCCUGAUAUUACGGCUGGCGCGGGUGCGUUGGCUAAUGCUUGGUUUUGGAUUGCGCUUACGUUCCAACUUUCGAUCUGCGCCGGCUUUCUUAUGUUCUUCCGUCGCGAACAGCUCUCAAAGCCUUAG
Penicillium pulvis is the source of this 7281-nucleotide messenger RNA. RefSeq names its product alpha-1,3-glucan synthase Ags2 (gene ags2). The record is from RefSeq and is a predicted model, not a curated record. Gene Ontology annotation, molecular function: alpha-1,3-glucan synthase activity. Lineage: Eukaryota; Fungi; Ascomycota; Eurotiomycetes; Eurotiales; Aspergillaceae. Gene Ontology annotation, biological process: fungal-type cell wall (1->3)-alpha-glucan biosynthetic process. The transcript is spliced from 6 exons. Gene Ontology annotation, cellular component: fungal-type cell wall. The coding region runs from base 1 to 7281 and encodes 2426 amino acids.